AUGUCGUCUCUGAGAAACGCCGUCCCCAGACCUGCUCACAAAGAGCGCCCCCAACCGUCUUCGAGGAAAAAAUUCGGAGUGCUCGAAAAGCACAAAGACUAUGUCGAACGUGCAAAAGCCUUUCACACGAAGCAGGACGCUUUGCAGAAACUUAGGGAAAAAGCUGCAAACAGAAACGAGGAUGAGUUUUAUUUUAAGAUGAUUAAAUCAAAAACUGUUCGCGGAGUUCAUACACCACUGAAUGAGGAUAACAAAUACACUCAAGAAGAACUUAUAUUGAUGAAAACACAGGAUAUGGGUUAUGUUCUUCAAAAGCUUCAAAGUGAGAAAAAGAAAGUUGAAUCGCUAUCUGCCACGCUGCACUCUACUGGUGAAAAGAAAACGAAUAGUCAUGUUUUUUUUGCUGAGGACAGGGAAGAGGCUAAAGAGUUAAAAUUAAAACACUCAAAAAGAGAAAUUCCAUCUACUUCUGGUGAUGUUCCUGUUAAUAUUAAAAGGAAAACAGAACGAUCAUACAAAGAGUUGGAAGCCAGGAAAACUAGAGUCAGCCAGCUGGAGAAAGUCUACAUGGAUAUGGCACUGACGAAGGAGUUGCAGAAAAAUGGUAGAAAGCGCAAACUACGUCCAGAUGAAAUUGUCAACCCAACCAAUAGACCGGUUUACAAGUGGCGUGCUGAAAGAAAGCGAUGA
Lathyrus sativus (Indian pea) is the source of this 690-nucleotide messenger RNA. NCBI's taxonomy places the organism in Eukaryota, Viridiplantae, Streptophyta, Magnoliopsida, Fabales, Fabaceae. The record is from the annotation of a GenBank genome assembly.